Molecule: messenger RNA, 531 nt
Organism: Schistocerca nitens (vagrant locust)
Lineage: Eukaryota; Metazoa; Arthropoda; Insecta; Orthoptera; Acrididae
Product: roundabout homolog 3-like
Exons: 2
Coding region: 1-531 (176 amino acids)
Biological process (GO): homophilic cell-cell adhesion; synapse organization
Cellular component (GO): neuronal cell body; axon; plasma membrane
Molecular function (GO): axon guidance receptor activity
Source: RefSeq, a predicted model, not a curated record
AUGCGGGCCGUGGCUGCUGCGGGGCACCCAGCGCACGCCUCGCGCGUCCAGCCGGCCGUGACUGGCGUCAGCGUCGAGCGCACAGGGCCCGCGGCCCGCCGCGGCGGCAGGGGCCAACGACUGCGCGCGCCUCCGCGGCUACAGGAUCCCCACGUGGGGCAGACGCGGUCGCCGCGCAUCACGGAGCACCCGAGCGACGCGCUGGUGGCCCGCAACGAGCCGCUGACGCUCAACUGCAAGGCGGACGGGCGGCCGCCGCCGGCGGUCACGUGGUUCAAGGACGGCGAGCCGGUGCGCACGUCGCCCGCCGACGCCAAGUCGCACCGCGUGCUGCUGCCCGCCGGCUCGCUCUUCUUCCUGCGCGUCAAGAAGGAGACCGACGCCGGCGUCUACUGGUGCGUCGCGCGCAACGUCGCCGGCGUCGCCACCUCCCGCAACGCCACCCUCUCCGUAGCCGGUGAGUACCGCCGCUCUCCCAGGCUUGCGCACCUCUGCCCUGUCUACGUCGACUUCUGCUGUUGUACUCCGUAA